AUGUCGUCGGUCGCGCAAAAACGUCUAUUCCACGAAUACAAGAACCUCUCGACGAAUCCGCCCGAUGGUAUCACGGCCGGCCCCGUUACGGAAGAUGAUAUGUUCUAUUGGGAAGCCCUCAUCCAGGGUCCCGAGGGCACGCCUUUCGAAGGUGGGGUGUUUGCGGCCGAAUUGAAAUUCCCCAAGGACUAUCCGUUGAGUCCGCCGACAAUGAAAUUUGUCGGGGGCGGGGUCUGGCAUCCGAACGUCUACCCUAACGGGACCGUCUGUAUCUCCAUUCUGCACCCUCCCGGCGAUGAUCCCAACCACUACGAGCACGCUUCGGAGCGAUGGUCGCCGAUUCAGAGCGUGGAGAAAAUCCUCAUUUCUGUCAUGAGCAUGCUGGCCGAGCCCAACGAUGAGAGUCCUGCCAACGUGGAGGCCGCGAAGAUGUGGAGAGAGCGACGGGCCGAGUAUGAGCGCAAGGUUCGCGACGAGGUCCGCAAGGGCCUGGGAUUGUAG
Molecule: messenger RNA, 501 nt
Organism: Aspergillus steynii IBT 23096
Lineage: Eukaryota; Fungi; Ascomycota; Eurotiomycetes; Eurotiales; Aspergillaceae
Product: E2 ubiquitin-conjugating protein UBC7
Exons: 2
Coding region: 1-501 (166 amino acids)
Cellular component (GO): endoplasmic reticulum; cytosol
Source: RefSeq, a predicted model, not a curated record